AUGGACUUCGCACCCUACCAGUCGUCGCCGCCGGAGCAUGAGCGCAUCGCGUCGCCGGACUACAACGCCUCCCCCCGAGCCUCGCAAGAUAUCCGACGACCAUUCUCCACCGACGCGCGCAGCCCGCCCCCGCUGCAGCAUCCGCAGCCGCAGAGAGGAUGGUCUGGCUUUGAUGGUCAGACCAGCAACUGGGCGAGCGGCAACAAUAGCGGCGGCGGCGGCGGGAUGCCGGGCGCCUAUCCUCCGGCCGAGGUGAGCGAGUUUGACACGACUCUCGGACUGAGACUUGACUACGAGGCCUGUCUAGCAUACCUGGCAUUUCCGCCCCUGGGUCCUAUCGUGCUCCUGAUUCUUGAGCGCAAUAGCGACUACGUACGAGACGCUGUGUCGCUAGACAGGUUUGAACUUCCCUUCUUUGGAAGGUUAGCAGCCAAAUUUUUGGACGAUGAGUAG
Geosmithia morbida is the source of this 453-nucleotide messenger RNA. Its product is annotated as Tic20-like protein. The record is from RefSeq and is a predicted model, not a curated record. The coding region runs from base 1 to 453 and encodes 150 amino acids. The transcript is spliced from 3 exons. NCBI's taxonomy places the organism in Eukaryota, Fungi, Ascomycota, Sordariomycetes, Hypocreales, Bionectriaceae.